CGCGCAUGUCAGUAGGCGUAUUAUUUUGGGAUACAUGGAUGUCAUUAUCCCGAGUAUCCUCGGUAUUGAGCCGAUGCUUUCCAUGCAUCUCCAUGACCAGAAAGCUUGAUCUGAACUAUUACCUUUUCUGCAAUUGGACUUGUACUCCACAGAUACGAGACCAUCGAUCGAAGCAAAGAUUUCGUUCGACCCCAAUUGAUCGCUAUCCCACUGUAUUCUGGUCUUUCCAUUCGUGUCUUGUCACAUUUCAUAACGAUAGCUGUCGCUUGAUCUUCCUGCCACCCGACCACGUCGACCUUCGAAACGUCAUUCGGGCUCUUGUUAAAGAGAACUCAACAUGAAUACCCUAAGAUACAUGAGACCGGUCGCCUCGCGCCUGCAGGCGUCGACUAUUCCCAGAAUGGCAAGAUGCUACUCGAGCAACUCUUACGAGUAUAUCCAGGUGUCGCAGCCGAAGCCGGGCGUAGGGCAAGUGACGCUGAACCGACCCAAGGCGCUCAAUGCUUUGUGCACACCUCUGAUUAACGAGCUGAACACGGCUCUCAAGGCGUUCAACCAGUCGGACGACACGACAGUGAUCGUGUUGACGGGGUCGCAGAGGGCGUUCGCGGCGGGAGCGGACAUCAAGGAGAUGGCUCCUCUGACCUUCUCGGAAGCGUACACGAAGUCCUUCAUCGAAUCGUGGUCUCUCCUGACGACGGAGAUCAAGAAGCCCAUCAUCGCCGCGGUGUCUGGGCACGCCCUGGGUGGGGGUUGCGAGCUGGCCAUGAUGUGCGAUCUCAUCUACUGCACGGAGGGGGCCAAUUUCGGCCAGCCGGAGAUCAAGCUGGGCACGAUUCCGGGUGCUGGUGGUAGCCAGAGGCUGACCAGGGCGAUCGGCAAGUCCAAGGCGAUGGAGCUCAUCCUGACGGGCAAGUCCUUCACGGGAAGCGAGGCGGCGCAGUGGGGAGUGGCGGCGCGUGCGUUCCCGACGUACGAGGCGCUCAUGGAAGAGACGCUGAAGACGGCCGAGACGAUCGCCGGAUAUUCGAGGGUGGCUGUCAAUGCCUGCAAGGAGGUCGUCAACAAGAGCCAGGACCUACCUCUCCGGGAAGGCGUCGAGUUUGAAAGGAGAGUGUUCCACAGCCUGUUCGGGAGCAACGAUCAGAAGGUGGGCAUGAAGGCGUUUGCCGAGAAGAAGAAGCCGGAAUGGACCCAUUCGUGAAGAAGAAACCGAACGUCACUAUUUAUUGAGAGGGAUAGAUAGGGAGAUAUUUCACAUCGAGUUGACGUGACGUCUAGGUUGUCUUUCAAUUUACAGAAGCAAGCCCUGCGUGGCCGAUUACCGUGCUGUGGAUAUAGUUGUGGUCAGAAAAUGUGUACGGACUUGGAUGAAGAUGAUCAUCGUAUAAGGUUUCUAGAAGAGGAAACCAAUGUAGGUAGGUGAGGAGUUUGACCAGGAGUGCAGUGCAUGCCCUGAGAUGAUAUUCUGCUUUCCCCCGGAACUGAACGGCGCAUUCACAUGUUGCAGC
This is a messenger RNA of Sodiomyces alkalinus F11, 1511 nucleotides long. Its product is annotated as enoyl-CoA hydratase. The record is from RefSeq and is a predicted model, not a curated record. The transcript has 2 exons. Gene Ontology annotation, molecular function: enoyl-CoA hydratase activity. The coding region runs from base 338 to 1204 and encodes 288 amino acids. Lineage: Eukaryota; Fungi; Ascomycota; Sordariomycetes; Glomerellales; Plectosphaerellaceae. Gene Ontology annotation, cellular component: mitochondrion. Gene Ontology annotation, biological process: fatty acid beta-oxidation.